AUGUUUAAGGCACACCCAGACCUGGUUCGUUUCGACGAGAAAUUGCCAAACUUCUGGAAGUUCUUCAUCUCUACUACCAUGAGAACAAGCUCAACGGCGUUCACGGCAUCCUGGCAGCAAGGCCGGGACCAAAUGAGAGAUUUAGCGCAGCGUGCCCAGACACUGCCAACCCCAGGGACUGUUCAGCUCAUCACCGGAGGAAUUUCCUACCCUUGCGGCAAUGGUCCUCAAAAAGUUCAACAGUACGUGGAUCUGCGAUUGUUGGCCGAGGCGGCAGAGGCGGAAGGAGUUGACCUUCGCGUUCUGUACAUGAAACGAUCAGCGAAGGAGCUCUUGUUGGCCGACACCGUCCAUCGGGGGUUUCAAAACUUUCUGGGCGAUAUCGACUCUUCGGCGGAAAAGCGGUUCAUGACGUAAGUUCUUCGUAGCGGAAAACAGCGUAACCCUCAUCAGCAGAACAUCGUUGAUUGGUGGAGUACGUAGUCGUCAAAUUCUGAACCGUCAACGUCUUAGCGCGGUACCUUCUACCAUCCGUAUGGGUCCAACUGACGCGGGCGUCUUUGGCCGUCUAUGUCCAAUUACCCACUAUUUGAUGCAUUGUUUCAUCCGUCGAAGUGCAUAAUAUUGCAGCUGUAUUUCUGUAGUUCAUGUGGCAUAGCAGAAGUCCCAAUGAGAAACACGUAUUUCUUGCUGGCAUGGAUAUGCCCUUUUUUUGGCUCAAAUUUCAAUGUUUUUGGACGU
Messenger RNA from Ectocarpus siliculosus, 741 nucleotides. Lineage: Eukaryota; Phaeophyceae; Ectocarpales; Ectocarpaceae. The record is from the annotation of a GenBank genome assembly.